Anoplophora glabripennis (Asian longhorned beetle) is the source of this 2841-nucleotide messenger RNA. Its product is annotated as H/ACA ribonucleoprotein complex non-core subunit NAF1. The coding region runs from base 177 to 1829 and encodes 550 amino acids. The transcript has 4 exons. Lineage: Eukaryota; Metazoa; Arthropoda; Insecta; Coleoptera; Cerambycidae. The record is from RefSeq and is a predicted model, not a curated record. Gene Ontology annotation, biological process: ribosome biogenesis; box H/ACA snoRNP assembly; pseudouridine synthesis. Gene Ontology annotation, molecular function: RNA binding. Gene Ontology annotation, cellular component: sno(s)RNA-containing ribonucleoprotein complex.
CAGCAGAGACUAGAGGCUAGAUUUGCAGCGCAAACAGCCAUUUUUUUUAGAUUUGGGGAGUGCACGUGCCUAUGUUGUGUGUCGAUUUUUUAAAUUUGCAUACAAUAGCCGGGUAUUUUGGUGCAAUCCAUCGGUGAACCUUGUACAUAUAAGGAAGUUAAUAAUUGAGGUAGAAAAUGUCAUUGGAAAACACAAGUGAAAAUUUAAAUGUCCGGCCAGAGAUACAAGCCCAAAUGGAAGAAGUUCCAAUAUCAACUGGAAAUAUGGAGCACACAAAUACCGUAGAGAAAAACACAUCUGUAAAAGACGUUGGAGGAAACCUAGCGAAUAUUGGUACUCCUGUUGGGGACGUAGUCGUAAAAACCGAGAACUUAGAUAGUGAAUUACAGAGUGAUAUAAAAAAUCCUAUAAAUUUUGGAGCAAACCAGGAAAGUGAUGAAGCAAAAUGUGAUAUUUGUAGCACUGUUGAUGUAGAAAACAUAACAAAUAGUUUAGCCGAGAAGGUAAAUAUAAAAUGUCUCGAACCCUGCAGCAGUUCUACAGUUGAAGAACCUAAACGUGAUAAGAAAACUAUUGAAAUAACAAACAAAGAAAGAUCUAUAAUAUCUCCUGCAAAACUUCUAAAUAUAGUGAAUAAAUUAAGUACAUCGGAAGCAAGUCAAAAUAUGUCGAAAGUUAUUUUGAAGCAACAAACUGAUUCUUUGAAGAAUCUUUUGGCAUAUGAAAGCAGUUCAGGUUCAAGUGAUGAAGCUGAUGAAGAGGAAAAUUGGCAGUUCCACAGCAUCAACAAGAGCGAUAGUGAUUCUGAUGACUCAGACGAUUCGGAUGAUACAUCAAGCAGUGAUGAAGACGAAGAAGAUGAUGAUGAUGUUGGAUUGGGAUCCAAAAAACCAAAGGAAAAGAGCCAGCCGAAGCCAGACUCACCAAUUACGGAGAACUUAACCUUAAAAAUCUAUGCCGAAAAUAAUAUUCAUGAUCUACCGCCUAUUCGUGAUGUAUCUAACCUGGACAUUGAUAUGGAAAAAGAAGAGUUCUUACACAUGGGUCAUAUCGAAGCAGUCAUAGAAACUUUGAUAACAGUCGAAGCUAUUCCCGGUAUGCCAGCGUAUGACCUGGACACUUGCCUUUUUGUCGAGGACAAAACCCUGAAGAAACCUCUAGGUGCUGUUUAUGAUGUUAUUGGGCCUGUAGCCUCACCCUUGUAUUGUAUCCGUUUUCAGUAUGCUAGCGAUAUCGCGGAUCUUAAUCUCAAAAAGGGGAUGAAAGUGUUUUGCGCGCCCAAGAGCAAGUUCACAAGAUAUGUUUUCGUUAAGGAGUUGUUAAGACACAAGGGCACCGACGCCUCCUGGGUGGGCGACAUCGAACUACCACCCGAGAUAGCGGCUGAACUAUCCGACGACGAGUGCCAGCCCGAAUCCGAAGAACCCCGCAAACCCCAGAAACGCAAGCACGGCAGCCAGGAGCGGCACAAACGCUUCGAGGAGGACAUGAACCGGUGCAACACACUCAACACUCAUGCGGUUCGUCUCGUCGAGACUCAACGUCAAGGUCCCAGGAUCAGCCGUUACAACGACCACGUGCAGAGGGUACUGUUCAGUGACGUCGUAUCUCGGAACAGAUUACUCCCUACUUUCGACCCGACCGUUCCUCCGCCAGGGUUUCACUCGUUCCCUAGGAUCCGGGGCCACAACAUGAAGUGGCAGAUGCCGCCCGUGACUUCCUUGAGACCGCCCCGGUGCCUCUUGUCGGGACAGAAUCAGAAUUACUCUAACACGUAUACGAAUAACGAUGCGAACCACGGACCGGGGCCUUCCUCCCAUCCAUAUUAGUUGUUUCGGUGUUUCUUUGGGGGAUACGUGUAUAUUUCUUUUAGGUGUAGCGGGUAUGAUAAGUCGAUUUCAAGCGGUCAAAAUGGCGUCGGUAAAUAUACAAUUUUAUAUAUUAUCUUGCAAGUUUAAUGGUGUCGUCAUUACUUUGACCAUGUCCGGGAAUAACAAAUAUUAUAACUCAUAGUUUUAUACAAGGUUGAUAUAUUGUGGUAUAUUUAUACUGUUGUCUCGUAAUAAACGAAUUGGUCUCAUUAUCAAAUUCACUUUGAAUAAAUAUACAAUUUAAAUUACGGUAUACAGGUAUAACUGUCUCAUUUUGGUUUGAAUUGUUUCCUGUUAAUUAUUAUUUAGGACUUUUUAAAAUUGCAUGAGAUUCAUCACGUCUCACAAUAUAAUUUUGAUGAUCUCAUAAUAAUGAUUUCAUUGAUUGAUUGACUCAUCAUAAAAUUGUUAAAAUUGUUGAUAAUUCUUAUAUUACAGAUCUCGCGAUAAAUUAUUUAUGAGACAGUAUUAUGAUACAUGUUACAACACAUAAAAUAAAUUAUUUUGUAAUUUGUUGUCUGAUAAGAGACCACCAAGACCCGUACGUCCAUCGAGUUAUAUAAAACGGGUCCUUUGACUUGAGUAAAUUGAGAUGUCGUACCCCAUUUUCUAGUUUUACUGUAUUAUACAUUUGAGUUUUUAUUAUUAUAUGCAGCACUUUUUUCGUGCCAUUUAAAAGACUGUAUGUAGUUAAUAGAGUUUGUAAUUUAUUUUAUUUUCCAGUUUAGGAUUAGUUGUCCUGCAACACCUAUCUUGCUUUUCGUUAGUACAAACAUCAAUACUUUUCGAAAUCGCUCGGUUUUCAACAUUUUAUGUAUAUUUAUUACAUCAGGAUGAGUAUUUUUUUAUUACUGCUUAUAAGUUGUAGUAAUAUAGGGCUGUUUGAUUUUUAAGUAGAAAUUCUUGUUUCUAGUAAAAUAAAAGGUUUAUUGUUAAUUUUAGAUUGUAUCCUUUUAUAAAAAAUACACUC